CCAUGCCGUCCUACACCGUCACCGUGGCCACCGGCAGCCAGUGGUUCGCUGGCACCGACGACUACAUCUACCUCAGCCUCGUGGGUUCUGCGGGCUGCAGCGAAAAGCACCUCCUGGACAAACCCUUCUACAACGACUUUGAGCGCGGCGCGGUUGAUUCCUAUGAUGUGACAGUGGAUGAAGAACUGGGCGAAAUCCAGCUGGUCAAGAUCGAGAAGCGCAAAUACUGGCUCCACGAUAACUGGUACCUGAAGUACAUCACGCUGAAGACGCCCUGCGGAGAUUACGUCGAGUUCCCGUGCUACCGCUGGAUCACCGGCGAGGGCGAGAUCGUCCUGAGAGACGGGCGCGCAAAGUUGGCCUGCGAUGACCAAAUUCACAUUCUCAAGCAGCACAGACGUAAAGAGCUAGAAACACGGCAGAAACAGUAUCGGUGGAUGGAGUGGAACCCUGGCUUCCCUUUGAGUAUUGAUGCCAAAUGUCACAAGGAUUUACCCCGAGACAUCCAGUUUGAUAGUGAGAAGGGUGUGGACUUCGUUCUGAACUACACCAGAGCGAUGGAGAACCUGUUCAUCAACCGCUUCAUGCACAUGUUCCAGUCUUCCUGGAGCGACUUCGCUGAUUUCGAGAAAAUCUUUGUCAAGAUCAGCAACACUAUUUCUGAGCGGGUCAUGAACCACUGGCAGGAAGACCUCAUGUUUGGCUACCAGUUCCUGAAUGGCUGCAACCCAGUGUUGAUCCGGCGCUGCACGAAACUGCCCAAGAAGCUCCCUGUGACCACAGAGAUGGUGGAGUGCAGCCUGGAGCGGCAGCUCACCUUGCAGCAGGAGGUCGAGCAAGGGAACAUCUUCAUCGUGGACUUUGAGCUGCUGGAUGGCAUUGAUGCCAACAAAACAGACCCCUGCACCCUGCAGUUCCUGGCGGCGCCCAUCUGCUUGCUGUACAAGAAUCUGGCCAACAAGAUUGUCCCCAUUGCCAUCCAGCUCAACCAAACCCCAGGAGAUGAAAACCCGAUUUUUCUCCCUUCGGAUGCAAAAUAUGACUGGCUUCUAGCCAAAAUCUGGGUGCGCUCCAGUGACUUCCACGUCCACCAGACCAUCACCCACCUUCUGCGCACACACCUGGUAUCUGAAGUUUUUGGCAUUGCCCUGUACCGCCAGCUGCCCACCGUUCACCCCGUUUUCAAGCUUCUGGUGGCACACGUGCGGUUCACCAUCGCCAUCAACACCAAGGCCCGCGAGCAGCUCAUCUGCGAGUACGGCCUCUUUGACAAGGCCAACGCCACAGGGGGCGGUGGGCACGUGCAGAUGGUGCAGAGGGCCAUGCAGGACCUGACCUACACCUCCCUGUGCUUCCCUGAAGCCAUCAAAGCUCGGGGAAUGGACAGCGCAGAGGACAUUCCCAACUACUUCUACCGGGAUGACGGGCUUCUGGUGUGGGAGGCCAUCAAGACGUUCACGGCCGAGGUGGUAGGCAUCUACUAUGAGAGUGACCGGGUGGUGGCAGAGGACCAGGAGCUGCAGGACUUCGUGAAGGAUGUGUACAUGUACGGCAUGCGGGGCAAGAAGACCUCAGGUUUUCCCAAGUCCAUCAAGACCAGAGAGAAGCUGUCGGAGUACCUAACGGUAGUGAUCUUCACAGCCUCAGCCCAGCAUGCAGCAGUCAACUUCGGCCAGUAUGACUGGUGCUCCUGGAUCCCCAAUGCCCCCCCAACCAUGCGGGCCCCACCACCAACGGCCAAAGGUGUGGUCACCAUCGAGCAGAUUGUGGAUACUCUGCCAGACCGUGGCCGCUCCUGCUGGCAUCUGGGAGCAGUAUGGGCACUAAGCCAGUUCCAAGAAAAUGAGCUGUUCCUGGGCAUGUACCCAGAAGAGCAUUUCAUCGAGAAGCCUGUAAAAGAGGCCAUGGCCCGAUUCCGCAAGAACCUUGACACCAUUGUUAGCGUGAUCGCCGAGCGCAACAAGAAGAAGAAGCUGCCAUAUUACUACUUGUCCCCAGACCGGAUUCCCAAUAGUGUAGCCAUCUAAAUGGCCACCUGAGCCAGGCUCACGUGCAAAUGGCCAGCUGCUCGCAGCCGAGCUCAGCAUCCAGACUCCAGGCUGCCCAGGCAGGCAGGCCCACACGUGGCCCCCAGGGCAGACCUCCUGGCCGCUUGCUCUCCAGAGACUGCCCCGGCUCCUCAGGGCCCAGGCUGACUGGCUUCAAACCAAAGGCUUCCAGGUUGGGCCACGUUAUGCCUCAGCUUCAGUGCAUUUUCCAGUUUGUUCCUCAAUCUUUAGUAAAUCCCAUACUUUGACCACCGUGGGCACACGGCAGGGACCCGUCCUAUACAGAGCAGGACAAUGUUGCUUCCUGCCCUAGGCCUCGCUCAGCGCUUCUCCACUGGGAGCGGUGAGAAGGUCAGGACCAAUCUGCUCUUGCUGGGGGGCGUGGAAUGAUUCUCUUCGAUUUAUGCUUCGUCCAAUUUCCUGCAUAUAGUAGGUGCCCAAAUAAAUCCUUAUUGAAUGAAUGAACUGGUUAUCCUAAAAGUAAAGGAGCGCAUUUAAAACAAGCAUCCGGGCACCUGGGUGGCUCAUUGGUUAAGCGACUGCC
Molecule: messenger RNA, 2592 nt
Organism: Enhydra lutris kenyoni (northern sea otter)
Lineage: Eukaryota; Metazoa; Chordata; Mammalia; Carnivora; Mustelidae
Gene: ALOX5
Product: arachidonate 5-lipoxygenase
Exons: 14
Coding region: 3-2027 (674 amino acids)
Biological process (GO): linoleic acid metabolic process; lipid oxidation
Cellular component (GO): nuclear envelope
Molecular function (GO): iron ion binding; protein binding; arachidonate 5-lipoxygenase activity
Source: RefSeq, a predicted model, not a curated record